AUGAUAAUCACUCACCCUGAAAUCAUUAGAGUCUCAAUGGUGGCACGUAACGUUAUCUACUUUGUAAUUUUUUGGCCAUCAUACAGACCGGCUAUCAUGCAUCGUCUGCUCGUACGUUCAUCAAAGAACAAUAACAACAACAUCAACUACAACAACAACAACGUCACUAACAACAAAAACAACAUUAACAAUGACAACGUCAACAACAACGUCAUCAAUAACAACAAUAUCAACAUCAACAAUAUCAAUAUCAACAACAACAUCAACAGCAACAACAUCAUCAAUAACAACAUCAACAACAACAUCAACAACAACAUCAACAACAACAACAUCAACAACAACAUCAACAACAACAACAUCAACAACAACAUCAACAACAACAAUAGCAAAAGGAAAGAGAGUGGCUGGAACGAUGGCUGGAUGUGCCAAUAA
Molecule: messenger RNA, 432 nt
Organism: Helobdella robusta
Lineage: Eukaryota; Metazoa; Annelida; Clitellata; Rhynchobdellida; Glossiphoniidae
Exons: 1
Coding region: 1-432 (143 amino acids)
Source: RefSeq, a predicted model, not a curated record